GAUCAGAGCCCCAUUUCCAAUAUCGUUGGAGAGUUAAAUAAAAAAAAUUGAAUUUACAUUCCACUUGUUUCCCAAAACUCUCUCAUGGAAUCUCAUUUGUUGGCUUCAACAUCAACCUAUUUGCAGAAAACCAAAUGGCAAAGGUGGCAAAGGCAUACAAGCAUUACAAACCGGUCAUUGGUUCAUCAAAAGAGGACAAGAGACUUCAUCAAAUUCAGGAGCAUUAAGUACCGUUCUUGGUACUGCCACCAUCAGCAGCAGCAACAGAAGAAGAAUAAGUCAGUGCUUCCUAAAGCUUCCACAGAAAAGGCAGAGACUGAUCUUGUAGAUGGUGAAGUUUCUGAUGAGAAAAAGGGAACUAUUGCAGGAGCAGUUGCUUUGAUCAUCGGCACCAGUAUAGGAUCUGGUAUUCUGGCACUCCCUCAGAAAGCCUCACCAGCUGGAUUGGUUCCUAGUUCUAUAUCUCUGUUAGUAUGUUGGGUAUUUCUUCUCAUCGAAGCUCUUUUGCUGGUUGAAAUCAACGUGGGACUAAGGACGAAGAAGGGGAAAAAACAAGAAGAUGAAAAAGAAAAGAUUUCUGAGUUGGAGGUUAUUUCCUUAAGGACUAUGGCCCAAGAGACUUUGGGAUGCUGGGGUGGAACUCUGGCCACUAUUACCUACGUUUUCUUGGGCUAUACUUCCAUGGUUACUUACAGUUCAAUGUCGGGGGUGAUUCUCUUUCGUUUAUUCAACCUUCCAGCUCCUAUAUCAGGCUUCUUUUUCACUAUGCUUUUCACUAUUCUCAUCUCCCUUGGCGGGACUCAAACAACUGAUAAAGUUAACCAAUUGCUCACUGUUUCCAUGAUAGGUUUACUAGUUGGGAUAGAGGUUGUAGCUGUUGUGUUUGGAGACUGGUCAGGGCUUGGGGGAAGUGGAGACUGGGGUAAAGUUCCUGCGGCACUACCUGUGAUAAUCUUUUCUUUGGUCUAUCAUGAUCUUGCACCGGUUCUAUGUGCUUAUUUAGGGAAUGAUCUUACUCGACUACGGAUUUCGGUUUUUCUUGGUAGUCUUGUUCCAUUGAUAGCACUUGUUGUUUGGGAUGGCAUUGCCCUUGGCCUCUCUUCCAGCUCUGACCAAAUCAUUGACCCUGUCGAAUUACUUAUGAGUGUGAGAUGGAAUGGUGUUUCAUACAUGGUGGAAGCUUUCUCUCUCCUCGCAAUUGGAACGUCAUUAAUCGGCACUUUUCUGGGAUUCUCGGAGUUUUAUAAGGAGCAACUAGCUAAAAUAUCUUGGAAAUCUGCUUCAACAUCAAUGAUGCAACAGAAAAGAUACAUGUCUCUUGAGGUGGGAAAAUGGUGGGAAAAGAAUAAGAUCAGCUUUGCGGCAAUGACAAUGGUUGUUGCUCCAACCGUUUUUGUGUCAUCCACGGUUCCUGAUGCAUUUGAUGCUGCCACAGAUAUUGCUGGAGGGUACUGCAUGGCAAUGCUAUAUGGAGUUCUCCCACCGGCAAUGGCCUGGGCAAUGCACAACAGAGAGCACGAGUCUUCUGAGCAGAAGGCAUUAACAAAAGCAAAGCCUGUACUUAUUGGGGUAGGACUAUUUGCUUGUGGAAUAGUUGCGGAGCAAAUUCUACAGCAUAUCCUUAUACUGUAUUCCUAAUUUGCUUAAUCUGUUUCGGCUGAUGUGCUUGCUUAAUUUAAACCAUUAGAAACAUGUUGCAACCACUCAUUUUGCAGGUUUAUUUGAGAUAUAUUCCUUAGAGUAGAAUUCUCUGUGAUUAAUGAUUGGUUUCUCGAAUUUUCUUGUAUUUGCUAGUGUUUCAAUAAUCUUCAUGUAACUACUAGUCUCUUGAAUACUCUUGAAUUUUCUAGAAUUCUUAUU
Humulus lupulus (European hop) is the source of this 1860-nucleotide messenger RNA. RefSeq lists its product as uncharacterized. The record is from RefSeq and is a predicted model, not a curated record. Bases 85 to 1638 code for a protein of 517 amino acids. The transcript has 8 exons. Lineage: Eukaryota; Viridiplantae; Streptophyta; Magnoliopsida; Rosales; Cannabaceae. Gene Ontology annotation, biological process: amino acid transmembrane transport.